UGUUGCGCUGGGGGCUGGGUCUCUGUGUUGAACGUUUCCGGAAUCGAUAGAUGGCGGUCCCGUGGAGCGCGCGGCUGCGGCGGGUUGCGACUUCCUUACAGCUAAGUGCUUCUGAAAGAUUGCUUCCUGCCAUAUGCCCUUGGCAUAAUCUGCCCAAACGAAACAAUUCAAAUAGAACUUCGGUAGUUCGCUUUGGAAGGCAGGUCUACACCAGGCUGUAUCCUGUUCUGCUGGUUCGACCUGAUGGAUCUACUAUCAAUAUCCGAUAUAAGGAGCCCAGAAGGAUCAUUACUAUGCCAGUGGAUGUUUCUCUUCUACCAGAAGCUGAACGAAAAGCAAGAAUGCGCAAACGUGAGCCCAAGAAAGUCAAAGUAAAAGAGGAACAAUUUGAAGAUGAAUUUAAAGUUGAAGAUUACAGCAAAUUCUGGAAGAAAAAAUAAUCUUCAGAUUGUUGGAGUUUAGAAAGACAAAACUAUUAGUGAAUGACUUGCCUCGUGUUGAUAUCACUAGAACUUGGCAGAUUGACAGUGCACAUUAUUAUAUAAUUUAUAAGUCUCAAUAAAUGUUUUAUGAUUUAGUGAAGUUUGUAUUUCUACAGAAAUAUGGGGAAUAAUAAUCAAUGGAUUCUUAUUUGUAUUUCUAAUGUUAUAAGGUUAAACCACCUGCUAGGAGAAAUAUUUUGAAUAUUAAACUGUUGUCCCAUCUUCACUAUACCUUUCCAUGCCUUUUCUUCCUGCCUACAAUUACAAGGAUUUGACAAGCAUAUAUUUUGAUAAAUUGCUCAGUUCCAUGAAAACCUAGCCAGGUUAAAUUGGCUUGAGUAUUAUGUUAGGCACUUAUAAUGUUGUUGGAUUAUUUAAUUGAAAACAACUGUAAUGCUUCAUUUAAUUAUCCUAGGGAUAGAACAAUAUGUACAGCAAUCACAAUCUCACUAAAUGUAUGAAUAAUAGUUCUGGUACUAAAAUUA
Pristis pectinata (smalltooth sawfish) is the source of this 967-nucleotide messenger RNA. RefSeq names its product mitochondrial ribosomal protein L55 (gene mrpl55). The transcript is spliced from 3 exons. Gene Ontology annotation, cellular component: mitochondrial large ribosomal subunit. Gene Ontology annotation, biological process: translation. The record is from RefSeq and is a predicted model, not a curated record. NCBI's taxonomy places the organism in Eukaryota, Metazoa, Chordata, Chondrichthyes, Rhinopristiformes, Pristidae. Bases 51 to 440 code for a protein of 129 amino acids. Gene Ontology annotation, molecular function: structural constituent of ribosome.